AUUAAGCGAAGACACUUUCCCAUAAAAAGUCACUCUGCUGUCAGUACCAGCUGAUUUUGUGCUCCGUUUUGAUCCUUUUUUGCACCUUUUCCCUGAUUUUUUUUAUUAAAAAUAUUCAGUUUGUAGUCCCAUUUAUUUUAUAUUAUUCUACAAUUCAUAUUACAUUACACACGAUGGCACUGAGAAUAUCACAGUUCCUUCCGUCUGGACGGCGUUUCUUCAGCACUAAGCUCAAUGAUGUUGUUAUCGUGUCAGCCACAAGGACCCCAAUGGGAAGCUUUCAGAGUGCCCUUGCACCACUGAGCGCCAGUCAGCUUGGGGCUCAGGCAAUUGAGAGCGCCGUGAAGCAAGCUGGCAUUGCCAAGGAGGACGUUGGGGAGGUGAUAAUGGGGAAUGUGGUGAGUGCUGGAAUGGGGCAGGCACCAGCUAGGCAAGCUGCAAUCUUCGCUGGACUUCCCAAGUCAACAAUUUGUACGACAGUUAACAAAGUUUGCUCUUCGGGGCUCAAGAGCGUCAUGAUGGCAUCACAGACACUAGCCCUGGGUCAAGCAGAUGUCAUUGUAGCUGGUGGAAUGGAAUCAAUGUCCAAUGUUCCCUUCUACAUGAAGAGAGGUGAUACUCCAUACGGUGGAAUUAAGUUGAUCGAUGGAAUUGUUCAUGAUGGUCUCUGGGACGUUUACAAUCAAUUCCACAUGGGCAACUGUGCGGAGAAUACAGCCAAGAAAAUGGGUAUCACACGUCAGGAUCAGGAUGCAUAUGCCAUCAAUAGCUACAAGCGUAGUGCAAAUGCGUGGAGCAGUAAAAUUUUGGAUGCUGAAAUUACUCCAGUUAAAGUGCCACAAAAGAAAGGAAAAGAGCCACUGGUGGUAACUGAGGAUGAAGAAUACCGCAGAGUAAAUUUCGAUAAGUUUGGAAAAUUAGCUACUGUAUUUCAAAGGGAUGGAGGUACUGUCACCGCAGGAAAUGCUUCAACACUCAACGAUGGAGGAUCAGCUCUAGUCCUCAUGACUUCUGCUGCAGCUGAAAAGUUCAAGUGCAAACCCCUGGCAAGGAUUGUCGGCUAUCAAGAUGCUGAAACUGAUCCAAUUGACUUUCCGAUCGCUCCAGCACUUGCAAUACCCAAACUUUUGGCAAAGUGUGGAAUUAACAAGGAUGAUGUAGCCAUGUGGGAGAUAAAUGAGGCCUUUUCCGUUGUUGUUCUUGCCAAUAUCCAAAAGCUCAACAUUGAUCCCGAAAAGGUGAACGUUCACGGUGGUGCUGUGUCCCUUGGGCAUCCAAUUGGAAUGUCUGGUGCGAGGAUUGUCACCCACCUUGCGCAUACUCUCAAGCCUGGACAAAUUGGAUGUGCUUCAAUCUGCAACGGUGGCGGUGGAGCUUCUUCCCUACUUGUUGAGAAGCUGCACAGCAAACCUACAGGAAAGCCCAUAGUUACACUUUAUUCAACUAAAGAAUGCACUUUAUGCCAUGAAGUCAUUGAAGAUCUGACACCAUUUAGAGAAAUGAUUGAGCUGGAAGUUGUGGAUAUUAGUCAAAAGGAAAAUGUGAAAUUUCUUAGGCUUUAUCGGUACGAUAUUCCGGUAAUUUUUCUCAAUGGACAGUUUGUGAGUGAACACAGAUUGAAUUUAGAUAUCUUCCGGAGGAGGCUUCAAGAAAUUCUCAAUGAAGAAUAAUUUAAUUCUUAAGGAAUUACAUUUAAUUUUGAGCUGUAAGUAUUUUUAAUAAAAUAUGAAUGACAUUUUUUUAAACUUCCCUUAAUCACCCUGAAGAUGUAAGGAUGGCAGGAUAGGAAACAGAAAUCUAUGCAAGAGGAUGUUGAAUAGAAUAAAUCCUAAGAAUGACUUAAAA
Messenger RNA from Lutzomyia longipalpis, 1845 nucleotides. RefSeq names its product acetyl-CoA acetyltransferase, mitochondrial (gene Acat1). NCBI's taxonomy places the organism in Eukaryota, Metazoa, Arthropoda, Insecta, Diptera, Psychodidae. The transcript is spliced from 4 exons. Gene Ontology annotation, molecular function: acetyl-CoA C-acetyltransferase activity. Bases 174 to 1670 code for a protein of 498 amino acids. The record is from RefSeq and is a predicted model, not a curated record. Gene Ontology annotation, biological process: fatty acid beta-oxidation.